ACUGACUUUUCUUUUCUUCCUUCAAGUCAACUAAAUAAUUUUUGUUUCUCACAGAAUUGCCUAGAGGAAGGUGUCUCGCGCAAAAAGUUGGGAAAUAAUUUUUACAAUGUAUGAAUGGGACGAUAAUGCCGAUAAUGCGCCAGGCUAUAACGAGAAACCUCGGUUUACAUCAAACAGGAAUAACGCACGACGUUAUCCGAAUCGUACGCAAGGUAUGAAUAAGCGAUCCGAUGAUAACCGACGUGGAGAACGCGAGAAUUACAACAACAAAAAUAAGGGUAGAGAUGGCGCUAUCGGCCGACAUUUUGAUUUUAAGGAAUCUCUUGAUUUACGUACAGAAUGUAUAGGCCGCAUUAUAGGACGGGGGGGUUCUAAUAUUCAAGGCCUGCAAACCGAAUUUGAUGUUCAAAUCGAUUUGGAUAAGUCCCAAGGAAUUGCCACAGUCUUAGGCAAUGACAGUGAUAGCGUAAAUGGCGCUGUAGAACGUAUUAAGCAGCAAAUGAACGAAUGUAACGAUGGUCAGCGUCAAUAUAAUGGUGGUACACGUAACCGAAAUCAAUUCCAUAAUGAUAGAUAUAAUCAGGGACACCAUCAGUAUCGUAGUGAGGUAUUAGAUGAUCAGGUUAAUGGCGCUAACGUGGAAACUCCUCGUAAUGGAAAUAAUUUUUAUGAAGAAAAUAACCAAGGACUACUUUUUGCCAAAGACGGUGUGAUUGACUGGACUGCAUUAAAUGCAAGGGCUGAUAUAGAAAGAGCAGAACGAUGGGCAAAAUGCCCGCAACUUACCAAAAAUUUCUACAAAGAAGAUCCAGAAGUAACCAAUAUAGGUGAAGAUGAAGUAGCACGAAUUCGUUUAGAAAACAAUAAUAUCACUGUGGGACGCGUCUUUACCCAGGAGAACGAUCAACCUGGCAACAUUCCGAAUCCUAUUUGGAAAUUUGAACAUUGUUUUGCUCCGUAUCCAGAUCUUUUAGAUGAAGUAGCAAAACAAGGUUUCCAAACACCGUCUCCUAUACAAACACAGGCUUGGCCUAUCUUACUCAAAGGCGAAGAUAUGAUCGGUAUCGCACAAACAGGCACUGGCAAAACUUUAGCUUUCUUACUGCCAGCUUUAAUCCACAUUGAAUAUCAAAGCAUCCCACGAUCUGAACGGGGUGGUCCGAAUGUGCUUAUAUUGGCGCCCACUCGUGAGUUAGCUUUGCAAAUUGAGAAAGAAGUUAAUAAGUAUUCAUUUCGUGGAAUUAAAGCGGUUUGCAUUUAUGGCGGAGGAAGUCGUAACGAUCAGAUUCAAAAUGUCGAACGCGGGGUUGAAGUUAUUAUAUGUACACCCGGCCGUUUGAACGAUUUGGUGCAAGCUAAUGUAAUUGAUGUGACUACAGUCACUUAUUUGGUAUUAGAUGAAGCAGAUCGAAUGUUGGACAUGGGUUUUGAACCACAAAUCCGGAAAGUUUUAUUAGAUAUACGUCCUGAUCGUCAAACUAUUAUGACUAGCGCCACUUGGCCACCAGGCGUGCGUCGUUUAGCUCAGAGUUAUAUGAGUAAUCCAAUACAAGUUUGUGUGGGAUCAUUGGAUUUGGCCGCUACCCACUCAGUUCGUCAAGUGGUAGAAGUUGUGGAAGAAGACGAGAAAUUUUAUAUGAUCAAAUCAUUCAUUAAAAAUAUGCAACCUGAUGAUAAAUUGAUAGUCUUUUGCGGAAAAAAAGUACGGGCCGAUGAUCUCUCGAGCGAUUUAACUCUCGACGGUUUUCUAUGCCAAGCCAUACAUGGUUCACGAGAUCAGGCUGAUCGCGAGCAGGCUAUCGCCGAUAUCACCUCCGGAGAUGUAAAAAUUCUCAUAGCUACUGAUGUAGCUUCUAGAGGCUUAGAUAUUGAUGACAUAACGCAUGUUAUCAACUUUGAUUUUCCCCGCAAUAUCGAAGAGUAUGUCCACCGCGUAGGUCGGACUGGACGUGCUGGCCGCACUGGCACAUCGAUUAGCUACUUAACGCGUUCCGAUUGGGCGAUGGCUCCUGAGUUAAUCAAAAUCAUGGAAGAAGCUAAUCAGCAGGUACCUGAGGAGCUUAUUGAUAUGGCCGAGAGGUAUAAUAAAAUGAAAGAAAGACGUUCAGACGAAAUGUCAAAAUUUAACGGCAUGAAAGGCAGGCGCGGCGGGGGCGGUGGCGGUAAUCGGUCCUAUGGUAACCGCAAUUACUAAAAUGUAAAGCAACACGCAUUUUAUUUGUAUUACUAUUAUUUUUGGUUCACUUUAAUUUUCACAUUGCAAUUGAAGAAAAACACUGGAAUGUGAUACCUAUUUUAUUCCUUUCAUUAUCUUGAAUUCUUUUAAUUAGAUUAUAUAUAUGGAGUAUAAACUUAUAUAAUAAAA
Glossina fuscipes is the source of this 2365-nucleotide messenger RNA. RefSeq names its product probable ATP-dependent RNA helicase DDX43. The transcript has 6 exons. Bases 107 to 2194 code for a protein of 695 amino acids. Gene Ontology annotation, molecular function: ATP binding; RNA helicase activity; RNA binding. The record is from RefSeq and is a predicted model, not a curated record. Lineage: Eukaryota; Metazoa; Arthropoda; Insecta; Diptera; Glossinidae.